Molecule: messenger RNA, 1851 nt
Organism: Cyclocybe aegerita
Lineage: Eukaryota; Fungi; Basidiomycota; Agaricomycetes; Agaricales; Hemipholiotaceae
Source: the annotation of a GenBank genome assembly
AUGUCUAACUUCACCACAACCAGGAUGAGCGGGUCCAACGGCGCUUCUGUUCGUCCCAUAUUCGCCUCCAAAACGACCUACGAGGCCCUUAAUGUUGACUUCGGCGAGGAAUCGAAUGAGGAACAUGUGUCUGAAGUCGAAGAUCCCGUGCCGGACAGUGCCGCCCCAGAAUCUGUGAAGAUGACGAAGUCUGCUAUCAAAAGAGCAAACCGAUUAGCUCGUAUUGAACGAAAACAGCGUCAAAAGCAACAAAAGAAAGCCAGCAGCGAGGAGAGCAAAAGCACGACCGUGUCUGGCACCACCACGCCUCUUGUGCAGCCUGAAUUGAGGACAGAGGCGCCAGUGGAAACUGUCGCACCCAAACCCGAACCCAUUCCUGGAGCUCCAGUCGCCGCUGCACCAAUUGAAUCUCAGUCCUUCGAAAAGGUGCACGAAGAGAAAUCUAAUGGUACUGCGCAUCCAAACCGCGUCGAAGUCACACUCGCAGCCUCCUCGCAACUCCCUGCCGCAGAGAAACCUGUCGUCGAAACGUCGGACAUUCUAGUUGAUUCAGACACCAAGCCUGGAGUCCAGCAGGCGCUUUCGCCGACACAUGGCUUAGUUAUGCCACCAAGCACAACCGAAAGCGCACCUCCAGUCCAAGACGCGGAACAGGUCAAGAAACGCCAAAACGCUCUGAACCGUAUAAUAUGGACUUUCAUCAUGAUCGGAGGAUUCAUUGGCCUUUUAUUACUCGGACAUGCUUACAUGAUACUUCUGGUCAUGCUCUGCCAAACUCUUGUGUACAGAGAGGUAACAGCGUUGUUCUCCCUCAAGACCGCAACUCCAGAAGGGCGCGACGUCGAUCAACUCAAAGGGAAAAAGGAUCCAUGGAGCAAAACCCUCAAUUGGUACUUCUUCGCGGUGACAAACUAUUUCUUAUAUGGUGAAAGCAUCAUCUACUAUUUCAAGCAUGUUGUAUUUGCAGACGCAAACCUUUUACCUUUCGCGACGAAUCAUCGCAUGAUUAGCUUCACAUUGUACAUCAUUGGGUUCAUGGGCUUCGUCAUGUCACUCAAACGAGGUUACUUGAAGCAACAAUUUGGUCUCUUCUGUUGGGUUCAUAUGAGCUUGCUUUUGAUUGUUGUGUCAAGUCACUUCAUCGUCAAUAGUAUUUUGGAGGGGCUCAUUUGGUUCUGGGUCCCUGCGUCGCUUGUCAUUUGUAACGACAUCUUCGCCUAUAUCUGGGGGAUAACAGUGGGUCGGACGCCACUCAUCCGGCUCUCUCCCAAGAAGACCGUGGAAGGCUUUGUUGGUGCUUUCAUCAGCACCUUGAUCUUUGCGAUCCUGUGGGGUUCGUAUUUCAUGCGGUUCGACUAUAUGAUAUGCCCCGUCCACGACCUUGGCGUAAGCGCCUGGAGCUCUACUCAGUGCACACCGAACCCAGUUUUUGUAUGGAAAACGCUGGAAUUAUGGAAGCCAUUGUCCAUGAUUUUGUCUCCUGCGGCUGGCCGCACUGUUGGUUCCAUCUCAUAUGCCCCUUACCAUUUGCAUUUGUUGGUGCUGGCUUGUUUCGCGUCGCUGGUUGCUCCGUUCGGAGGAUUCUUCGCUUCUGGAUUCAAGCGAGCAUUCAAUAUUAAGGACUUCGGUCACAGCAUUCCCGGCCAUGGUGGAAUGACUGACCGCAUGGAUUGCCAAUUCUUGAUGGGUGUCUUCACCUAUGUGUACUAUAGCAGCCUCAUCCGUGUCCACAGCGCUACUGUCGGAGGCAUUAUGCAAAUCAUCGUUAGUGGGCUGACAGUGGACCAACAAUUGGAGCUCAUCCGCGACUUGACAAGAUAUCUGGAGAGGCAAGGCAUUACCGUCGCAUGA